Molecule: messenger RNA, 3024 nt
Organism: Amaranthus tricolor (Joseph's coat)
Lineage: Eukaryota; Viridiplantae; Streptophyta; Magnoliopsida; Caryophyllales; Amaranthaceae
Product: nuclear pore complex protein NUP93A-like
Exons: 15
Coding region: 122-2710 (862 amino acids)
Biological process (GO): protein import into nucleus; poly(A)+ mRNA export from nucleus
Cellular component (GO): nuclear pore
Molecular function (GO): structural constituent of nuclear pore
Source: RefSeq, a predicted model, not a curated record
GAAAUCUGGAGCGCCUAUUGAGCAUUUUUGAAACCCCCACAAAACAAAAGUUGGAACUGCAAUUGCUACUAGGGCUCGGUGCCACCUCCAAUUCCAAAUCUCCAUUGCUAUUGAAGCAGCCAUGGCGAAUGAAGCAGACAUGAGUAGUUGGAAAAAUCUUCUUCACUCUUCUACCAAGCUUCUCGAACAAGCUGCUCCUUCUGCUCAGUUUCCUCCUCUUCAGAGGAAUUUGGAUCAAUUGGAAGCAUUGUCGAAGAAACUCAAGGCUAAAACCCUAAGAAGUGAAGCUCCUUCGCAGUCUCUUGCUGCUACUAGGUUGUUGGCUCGUGAGGGGAUUAAUGCAGAACAACUUGCAAGGGAUCUGAAGUCAUUUGAACUCAAGACUACAUAUGAGGAUGUGUUCCCAACAGAAGCAACUACGGUGGAAGAGUAUCUCCAACAGGUACAUGAGAUGGCAAUGCUCUCAGCUAUUCAGGAAUCUCAGAAAGAUAAUUUGAGGAAUUUCAAUGACUAUAUGAUGAAAGUUCUGGAGGAUGAUUGGCAAAAAGAGAAAAGAGAUUUCCUUCAAAGUUUGAGCCGUAUUUCAACAUUACCACGUACAAACACUGGUGAAGCAACUAAUGCUAUUUCUCGUCCUGGUCAAAUUGUAUCAAUGGCUUCUACUUCGCAAGGUCGUGGUGGUCCGUCCAGCAUGGAGAUUGUACCUAACGUAAAUCAGUCCAUCGAGGAGAAAAAAGCUUCUGUAUAUGGUGAGGUUGUGAGGAAUCUCAACAGUGCAAGGGAGCGUGCUUUGUCAUUCAAACCUGCGACAGCAUUCAAGGCUGCUUUUGAAAGUUUGGGUCUUGAGUCAUCAGGGGGGAGAUCAGUUGGCAUGCAGAAGAUAUGGCACCUCGUGCAGACUUUGGUGGGUGAGGAUUUAAAUAUUCAUCAGAAUUUAUCGAAGAAAAUGUUAUUGGUGAAUGGUGCAAAGCGGCAUCUGGAGUGGGGACAUGCAAAGCAUGUCAUUGAAACAAUACAAAAUCAUCCAGUACAGGCUUUUCUUGGGGGCUCUGUCAGUAAUUUACAAAGAAUACGUGCCUUUCUUCGGAUCCGUCUACGAGAUCAUGGCGUUCUUGAUUUCGAUGCUGUUGAUGCCAGAAGGCAACCUCCUUUGGAUACAACUUGGCAACAGAUUUAUUUCUGUUUGAGAAGUGGAUAUUACGAUGAAGCAAAGAGUGUUGCUCAGUCAUCUCGCGUGUCUCUUCAGUUUGCUUCUCAGCUCUCAGAAUGGAUAGCCUCUGGAGGCGUGGUAUCUGCAAAUACAGCUGCUGCAGCUUCUGAAGAGUGUGAGAAACUGUUUAGAAUGGGUGACCGGGGAGCUCGUGCUGUGUAUGACAGAAAGAAACUGCUACUUUAUGCUAUGGUCUCUGGCUCUCGUAGGCAGAUUGACCGCCUGCUUAGAGAAUUGCCAAAUCUUUUCAAUACGAUAGAGGACUUUUUGUGGUUUCAGUUGUGUGCCAUACGUGAGAGUUCUCAUGGCGUUUCAUCGUCUGUUCUGAAUGAGGGAUCUGUGCCUUACAGCUUAGAAGAUCUACAAACAUACCUGAACAAGUUUGAACCAUCAUAUUACACCAAGAAUGGGAAGGACCUGCUCAUGUUCCCAUAUGUUCUGCUUUUGAGCAUUCAGCUUUUACCAUCUGUCAUCUACUUGUCGAAGGAAUUGGGUGACGGGUUUAAUAUUGAUUCAAUCCACAUAGCAAUUACAUUUGCAGAUCAUGGAGUUUUUUCAGAAGGUGUUGCUGCAGGACAGAAGCUGGGAUUUAUGGAUGCUUCUGCUGAAGUAUCUAGUAUGAUUAGGCAGUAUGGUUCUGCAUACCUGAGAGUUGGUAAUCUUUCAAUGGCGCUGGAAUAUUAUGCCCAAGCAGCUGCUGCAGUUGGAGGCGGCCAACUGUCAUGGGUAGGAAGAGGUAGUUUAGACCAGCAAAGACAGAGAAGUUUGAUGCUGAAACAGCUUCUUACAGAGCUGUUGUUACGGGAUGAUGGAAUUUAUCUCCUGCUUGGACUUAGGGGUGCAGGCGAAGAAGCUGAACUAAGGCGGUUUUUUAGUGAUGCUGCUUCAAGACAACAGUUUCUUCUCGAAGCAGCUCGGCAAUGUCAGGAAACUGGUUUGUAUGAUAAAUCCAUAGAAAUCCAGAAGAGAGUUGGUGCGUUUGGAAUGGCUUUAGAUACAAUUAACAAGUGCCUAUCUGAAGCAAUAUGCUCACUAUCUCGUGGCAAAUUUGAUGGUGAGAGUCGGACAGCUGCGCUCAUCCAUUCUGGCAAUGAGAUUCUGGAAAUGUGCAAAUAUUAUCCUGAGAUCAGUGUGAAAGAUAGAGAACAUGUUAUAGAACAAGAAAUUGUCUUGCGGCAGCUUGAGGCGAUAUUGUCCAUUCAUGAGCAUGCACGACAGGAACGCCAUAUGGAUGCAUUACGAGAGAUUGCAAAACUUCCUUUUCUUCCACUAGAUCCUCGUUCGCCAGGUCUAAGCUCAGAUUUUUUCCAAAAUCUAUCGCCUCAUGUCCAGGCUUGUGUACCUGACCUCCUUAGAGUUGCCUUAAGUUGUUUGGAAAACGUUGCAGAUACUGAUGGAUCUCUACGUGCUUUGAGAACAAAGAUUGCAAAUUUCCUGGCAAACAAUCUGCAUAGGAAUUGGCCUUGUGAUCUGUAUGAGAAGGUGGCAAGAAGCCAUUGAAGAAAAGAACAAGGAAAAGGUUCACAGCUCGGGCCUUUCGAAGCUUAGUCAGGCGCUGGUGCCAUUCUCCUAUGUGAACCUCUUGCACAUUUUUGUACAAAUACAAAACGCAAAUUUGCUUUUUCUUUUGUUUUUCAUCUUUCCUUGAAUGGAAAUAUUCAAAGUUAUCCUUAUGGCAACAGAAAACCAGGAAUUUUCUUGUUUGCCAUGGUAAAGGGAACUAGAAAACUAUUUAAUUAUAUGGCAAAGCCUGUUUUUCCAAGAGCUAAUCAACAUGGCCUCGUCUUGGACGAUGUCAUCUCAGAUUAUGAGAA